AUGAGUGCUUCGAGUGCUGCCAUCUACCCUCACUCCCUGUCCCUUCCUCCUCCUGCUCCAUCCCUUCUCAUCCCCACCCGCCCUCCCUCCCAUAACCCCGUCCCUCCCCCUCCCGUCCCGAAACGCCCCUCUCUCAUGGAGCAGGCCCAGCUGGCAAUAGUGCCACGUGCCACGGUGGCAUUCGCCAGCGAGCCCAGCAGCAGCCCACCCCAGUCCGCCCGUGCAGCACCCCCUCCUCCCAGCAGGCGGGCGGACGACAGCAACGAGGAGCCGCAGGAGGAGCAGGAGGGCGAGCCUCCCCCAGCAUCCUUCAUGACCGCAGCGGCGGCCUCUCCCCUGCGCACCAUUCACCGUCCCCUGCCUUUACUCCUCUCUCCCCUGCGCACCAUUCACCGUCCCCUGCCUUUACUCCUCUCUCCCCUGCGCACCAUUCACCGUCCCCUGCCUUUACUCCUCUCUCCCCUCCGCACCAUUCACCGUCCCCUGCCUUUACUCCUCUCUUCCCCCCACCCCCUUUUCCCCACUUCGCCCCAGGCCCGUGCAGUGAAGGAGGAUGACCGCCCCCAGUGGGCGAGGAGCAGGUGGUGCAGCAGAGGCGUGUCGCCCCAAGGCCAGUCUCCUCACCCCACUCCGCUCGUCCGCCUCUUCCAGCCACCCCAAGUGGACGAGGCCCACCCGCUGCCAGCAUUCUUUGUAGUGACAGCACACGACACGCUCCUACCCUUCCCUCUCCUCCAUCUCCCCUCUAGUUCCCCCUCUUUCUUCUUUACCUUCCUCCCCCAACCCCCACUUCCCACAGCCGCCCCGAGUGGACGAGGAUCAGCUGGUGCCGCCAUCAUUCGUCAUGGCUGGAAAGAACACCCGUCUCCACGCCGCCGCCUCUUUCCUCUCUCUCAUCCCCCCAUCUCUACUCCCCUUCCCCGCCUCUCCCUUACUCCCCCCCAUCAACCCUCGCUGCUCCCAGCCGCCCCCAGUGGGCGAAGAUCAGCUUCAGUGUACGAGCGUCGUUUGAGUGGCAGCACACGACACUCCUCAAAGCACCACUGCACCCUCUCAUACCGUCACUCCUCGCAUUUCCUCCCAUCCUUUCACUUGCCCAGCCGCCUUAAGUGGACGAGGAUCAGCUGGUACCGGCGUCCUUGGUGGUGGCAGCAGAGGACAGCAUCUCCACGCCGCCUCCGCCAUCACUCCCAUCUUUCCCCUCUCUCCCCUUCAUUGGCCCCACCCGCCUCAAGUGGACGAGGAUCAGCCGCCUCUCAUACCGUCACUUCUCCUCGCAUUCCCCCCCGUCCCUUCGCUCCUGCCCAGCCGCCCGAGGUGGACGAGGAGCAGCUGGUGCCAGCAUCCUUCGUCGUGGCAGCGGAGGACACGCGGCUCGAUGCCGCCGCCCUGCAGCUGUUCCAGCGGGCAGCGCGCACGGCGGGGCGGGCGGGGCGGUCGAAGAAUAAGAUCUACUCGGAGGAGCGCGGGCGAUACGUGAAGGCGCUGCUGCCCAAAGGGAAGGUGCGUGCUGCCCAAGGGCAAGGUGCGCUGCUGCUGGGGGGGUUCUGGUGGGGGGGUGCUGCAGGACGUGGUGAUUCAGUGAAAAGGAAGGUGGAAUUGGUGUGGGUUGCGAGAAGGCGAUUUGUGAAGGCACGUGCUCGUGCCAUGCAAGGAGUGUGA
Messenger RNA from Closterium sp. NIES-65, 1662 nucleotides. The record is from the annotation of a GenBank genome assembly. NCBI's taxonomy places the organism in Eukaryota, Viridiplantae, Streptophyta, Zygnematophyceae, Desmidiales, Closteriaceae.